AUUUGUGGCUUUAAAACCCAAUGGAGAGACGGAGCCCACGCCGUGCACCCGGCAGUAGGCUCGCCAUGGCGAUGGGCGGAGGUGGCGGCGUCCCGGAGCAGGCGGACUCGGUGUUGUUCCGGCGUGGCACCGGCCAGAGUGAUGAUUCUGACAUUUGGGAUGAUACAGCAUUAAUAAAAGCUUAUGAUAAAGCUGUGCCUUCGUUUAAGCAUGCUUUAAAGAAUGGUGACAUUUCUGAAGCUUCAGAUAAACCAAAAGGCGCACCUAAAAGAAAACCUGCUAAGAAGAAUAAAAGCCAAAAAAAGAAUGCUACAACACCCCUGAAGCAGUGGAAAGUUGGUGACAAAUGUUCUGCCAUUUGGUCAGAAGACGGCUGUGUUUACCCAGCUACCAUUGCAUCAAUUGAUUUUAAGAGGGAAACCUGAAUUGUGGUUUAUACUGGAUAUGGAAAUAGGGAGGAGCAAAAUAUGUCUGAUCUACUUUCCCCAGCCUCUGAAGUAGCUAAUAAUGUAGAACAGAAUGCUCAGGAGAAUGAAAAUGAAAGUCAAAUUUCAACAGAUGAAAGUGAGAAUUCCUCUAGGUCUCCUGGAAAUAAACCAGAUAACAUCAAGUCAAAAGCUGCGCCAUGGAACUCUUUUCUCCCUCCACCACCCCCCAUGCCAGGAUCAGGACUGGGACCAGGAAAGCCUGGUCUAAAAUUCAGUGGCCCACCACCACCUCCACCACCACCACACUUCUUAUCAUGCUGGCUGCCUCCAUUUCCUUCUGGACCACCAAUAAUUCCCCCACCACCUCCCAUAUGUCCAGAUUCUUUUGAUGAUGCUGAUGCUUUGGGAAGUAUGUUAAUCUCUUGGUACAUGAGUGGCUAUCAUACUGGUUACUAUAUGGGUUUCAAACAAAACCAAAAAGAAGGAAGGUGCUCACAUUUCAAUUAAGAAG
Messenger RNA from Zalophus californianus (California sea lion), 939 nucleotides. RefSeq names its product survival of motor neuron protein-like. The coding region runs from base 21 to 425 and encodes 134 amino acids. Gene Ontology annotation, cellular component: cytoplasm; precatalytic spliceosome; nucleus. The record is from RefSeq and is a predicted model, not a curated record. Gene Ontology annotation, molecular function: RNA binding. The transcript has a single exon. Gene Ontology annotation, biological process: regulation of alternative mRNA splicing, via spliceosome; mRNA processing. Lineage: Eukaryota; Metazoa; Chordata; Mammalia; Carnivora; Otariidae.